This is a messenger RNA of Trifolium pratense (red clover), 2152 nucleotides long. RefSeq names its product acyl-CoA-binding domain-containing protein 6. The coding region runs from base 258 to 1778 and encodes 506 amino acids. The record is from RefSeq and is a predicted model, not a curated record. The transcript is spliced from 14 exons. Gene Ontology annotation, molecular function: protein binding. NCBI's taxonomy places the organism in Eukaryota, Viridiplantae, Streptophyta, Magnoliopsida, Fabales, Fabaceae.
CUGCAGUACAGAGAGCUUCUAAAGUUAUUGCCGCUACUUUUGUUCUGUUGUGUCCGAAACAAAGUCUCGCACUCUCACGACGACGACGUUUCAACUCACAUUUUCGACGGUGGCUCACGAUCCGCCACCGUCCGAUCUCCUCCUCCUCCGUUUCCAGAUCUGAAAUCUCUCUCCGAUAACAGUUAUCUUAUAACCUGAAGUGACAAUCAAGGUGAUUUGAAACAGUUAUUCCUGGACUGAAGGAGAACCGGAGAGAUAUGGAAGUCAACAAUUGGCAUAAAGAACUUACAUAUGAUAAUUGGGCACCUAUUACUGUAUCUGGUGCACGUCCACCCGCUCGCUACAAGCAUGCAGCAGCAGUAGUUGAUGAAAAAUUAUACAUUGUCGGUGGAAGUCGUAAUGGUCGGCAUUUGUCAGAUGUUCAGGUUUUUGACUUGAGAAGUUUGACGUGGUCUUCUCUAAAGCUAAAAGCUGAUACUGGGAAAGAUCAUGACAACAGUUCACAGGAAAAUCUGUCAGCCAUAUCUGGUCACAACAUGAUUAGGUGGGGGGAGAAACUACUUAUUCUUGGUGGCAAUUCAAGGGGUUCUUCUGAUACAUUAACAGUUCAAUACAUUGACAUUAAAACGUUCCAGUUUGGAGUUAUUAAAACUUCUGGAAGUGUUCCAGUAGCCCGUGUGGGACAGUCUGCAACACUGGUUGGUUCAAGAGUGAUAUUGUUUGGUGGAGAAGAUAGGAGCAGGAAGCUGUUGAAUGAUGUCCAUGUUCUCGAUCUUGAAAGUAUGACUUGGGAUAUGAUAAAGACUUCGCAGACACCUCCAGCUCCUAGAUAUGAUCAUGCAGCUGCUAUGCAUGGGGAACGGUACCUUAUGAUUUUCGGUGGUUGCUCUCAUUCUGUCUUCUUCAAUGAUCUUCACUUAUUAGACUUGCAAACUAUGGAAUGGUCCCAACCACAAUCUCAAGGUGAUUUAGCAUCUCCCAGGGCUGGACAUGCUGGUAUCACCAUUGAUGAAAGCUGGUUCAUAGUUGGUGGUGGCGAUAACAAAAAUGGUUGCCCAGAAACCCUGGUCUUAAACAUGUCUAAACUUGUUUGGUCAGUAUUGAAUGUUGUGAAGCAAAAAGAUCCACUUUCUAGUGAGGGUCUUAGUGUCUGCUCAGGAUUGAUUGAUGGUGAAACAUAUCUGUUUUCUUUUGGUGGCUACAAUGGGAGGUAUAGCAAUGAGGUUUUUGUUAUGAGACCCAAGGAAAAGGACACCUUGCGUCCCAAGAUUUUCCAGUCACCGGCUGCCGCAGCCGCAGCAGCUUCUGUUUCUUCUGCUUAUGCAUUGUCUAAAUCUGAGAAGUUGGAUUUCAUGCAACUAGAUGAUAUAAAUCCCAAGUCAUCUGUAAAUGGUCAUCAUCAAGAUGAUGCCACAGUUAAAAUUGAAGCCAUUAAAGAAGAAAAGCGCUUAUUGGAAUUGUCAAUUACAGAAGUCAGGGCCGAAAAUUCUAAGCUUGGAGGUGAGAUACAUGAAGUAAAUAGUACGCAUGCUGAAUUGACCAAGGAACUCCAAUCAGUUCAAGGACAACUUGUGGCUGAGAGAUCAAGAUGCUUUAACCUAGAGGCCAAAAUUGCAGAACUUCAAAAGUUGCUGGAAUCAAUGCAGUCUGUGGAAGAUCAGGUACAGGCUCUUCGGCAAAAGAAGUCUGCUUUGGACCAGGAGAUGGAGCAGGCUGCAACUGCUCAGAGGCAGAGUUCUGGUGGAGUUUGGCGAUUGUUUGGUGGGAGUGAAAAAUGAAGAUUGUGAGGGAAAUGCAACUAUGGUGAUUUGAGAGUUUAGUCUCAGAAAUUUCAACUUUUUUACAAGCAGCCGAUUAUUGUGUUAUUUUAGUUCCUGCAGAAAAUGGCAUUUCCUUCUACAAAGCUUUGGGCCGUCAUCUUGUGUUGUAAUGCAUGAUAGAUAAGAUGUUGAGCUUCAAUUUUGAUGGACUGCAACUUUCAAAAGAUGGGUACACAGGGUUUUGGUAUUUGUAAUCCGUACUUUUCACAGGUUUACUUUUGUCUGGUUCAUUUCAUACUCAUGUUUCCAUUGUAUUCGACAGGAUUAACUUUGAUUUCAUUUAUUUGAGUGUUUAUAUUGACAUUUUAAUUUUAUUCACUUGGUUUAUUCCA